Molecule: messenger RNA, 603 nt
Organism: Aspergillus uvarum CBS 121591
Lineage: Eukaryota; Fungi; Ascomycota; Eurotiomycetes; Eurotiales; Aspergillaceae
Exons: 1
Coding region: 46-411 (121 amino acids)
Source: RefSeq, a predicted model, not a curated record
GUUUGUCCCCUUCAGGUUCAUGAUUAAUGGAACCAUUCCUCAUGCAUGGCCAGUCAGUGUGCCACUGACUCUGUCUCUACUCUCCUUGCUUUGGUUGUGACAGUCCCUCUUUUUUUUCCUUUCUUUAUACCCUUACCCCCUCACAGUGCUCUCAUCACCCUGAGAUCAUCAUCCACCCUCUUUACACAUCUCAUAUCUCCAAACCUGGUGGCGUGCAGCAAACGAAAAGACGUGGCGACGCCUGCCUUACCAAAUUCACGCCCAAGCUUCCUCCCCAUCUGCGAUUUUACGUAUUCUUCUGCAAGUCCCGCUCGGCCACUCUCCAACACACCGCUUCCUUGCCCUCCUAGUUCCUCCGAUCAGACCACCAGUCGUUCAACACGUGCUGCUGCUUUGAGGUCCGCCUCUUGACUUCCUGUACAUGGCUUGCACUCGGUAGUUCAACAUUUGGGAGGAGAACGGCUUUCUUGGGUUGCAAUUGAUUGCCCUACCACUUCUACACAUUCCCUCUUUAUCUUACCGCCUUGUUCUCCACUUCUUUUCAACGCCAAAGUAUUGCACUGGUUGCGAUUAGUAUCCUUGACGGUGACAGGUACAAUUCGC